Microplitis demolitor is the source of this 1804-nucleotide messenger RNA. RefSeq names its product apyrase. The record is from RefSeq and is a predicted model, not a curated record. Gene Ontology annotation, cellular component: plasma membrane. Gene Ontology annotation, molecular function: metal ion binding; 5'-nucleotidase activity; nucleotide binding. The transcript has 8 exons. Lineage: Eukaryota; Metazoa; Arthropoda; Insecta; Hymenoptera; Braconidae. Gene Ontology annotation, biological process: AMP catabolic process. The coding region runs from base 118 to 1773 and encodes 551 amino acids.
CUCCGGUGACUUAAGUCAGUAAAAUAAAAAGACUGAUAUUUAAUAGUUGUUUUGUAUUAAAAAAAAAAAAUCUUUUUUUUACAGGUCAGCCUACGGACUAUUGGCAGUAAUUUAAAAAUGAUUAAAAAAUUAGUGAUUUUCAUUUUAGUUAAAUGUAUAAGUGGAUUAACAGGUCGAGAAUCGUAUCCAGGAAGGACAGAUCUAUUCGAACUUUCUAUUGUUCAUAUCAAUGAUUUUCAUGCUAGAUUUGAAGAAGUGAGUCCAACUGCAAGUGCAUGCCAACGAAAAGAAGGGGCAAUUUGCAUUGGCGGAUUGCCACGAGUAUUCACAGCGGCUAAACAAUUACUAAAAGAACGACCGAAUGCUAUUCUUUUGAAUGCCGGUGAUCAUUAUCAAGGUACUCUUUGGUACAAUUUACAUCGUUGGAAUGCUACUGUCACUUUUUUUAACAUGGUUCCAUGGGAUGUGUUGACUAUAGGAAAUCAUGAAUUUGAUGACGGUAUCGCUGGCUUAGUACCAUUUUUAAAAAAUAUUAAAUCGCCGGUCGUUAUCACUAAUAUUGAUAUGAGUAAAGAGCCGACAAUGCAGAAUUUGACAACAAAUAGUACAAUUAUUUAUCGUAAUGGUAAAAAAAUUGGUGUAAUUGGAGCCAUUAUCAAAACCGCAACCGAACUAUCAAAAACAGAAAAAUUAAAAUUUCUAGACGAAAUCGAAACAAUAAAUUUAGAAGCUCAAAAAUUAAAAAACAAUGAAAAUGUUGACAUAAUAAUAGUACUGAGUCAUUGCGGGCUGCCUGUUGAUAGAAAAAUCGCAGCUAAUUGUCCCCUUGUUGAUGUAAUUGUCGGUGGACAUUCUCAUACAUUUCUAUAUUCAGGUAAACCACCAUUCAUAGACAAGCCAGAAGAUGAAUACCCAGUAGUAGUAAAACAGAAAUCAAAUCGUACCGUUCUUAUCGUUCAAGCAGCAGCAUUUACCAAAUACUUGGGGAAUUUAACCGUCUGGUUCAAUGAACAAGGUGAGGUAGAAGCCUGGGAAGGGAACCCCAUCUUACUGGACGAAACGAUUGAACAGGAUCCAGAAAUGUUGAGAGCAUUGGAACCCUGGAAGAAGCAAGUAGACGCACUGGGUGGCAAAGUAAUUGGCAGCACGCGAGUUAAAAUGCCCAAAAGCUGUCGUGUAGGUGAAUGCAACAUGGGCAACAUGAUAACUGACGCCAUGAUUGAGUCAUUUGUUGAUCAAGCUGAAGACGAAAGCUACUGGACCUACGCAUCAAUAGCCGUGACAAAUGGUGGUGGCAUUCGCAGUCCCAUUGAUUCGGCAUCUGGGGACAUCACAUUCGCUGAUCUGGUAAUGGUCCAACCGUUUGAAAACAAUUGGGACGUUGUUGAGAUGCUUGGUAGCGACAUUAGGCAGACUCUAGAAGUUUGCGUUGCGCGGAGCAAACCAGGACGCUGGGAGGGUUAUUCAUUUCUAGUUUGGUCAGGGUUGCGGGUAUUUUACAACAUGUCCCAACCUGCUUACUCACGGGUCGCUAAGGUGACCGUUCAAUGCCGUCAAUGCGACAUUCCCGUCUACGAAAAUCUUGUUGACCAUCAGUGGUACCGAAUAGUUGUGCCGACAUUCCUUCUAAGAAGUGGAGAUGGACACGCAAUCAUCGCAACUAGGCAUCGUAAUCACGUUGUAGGAGGACGCGAUAUUGAUUAUCUUGUCAAUUAUGUCCAGAAAAUGAGCCCUCUAAUUCAUGGACUGGAAGGAAGGAUUAUUUUUUUGUGACUGCCACUAUUACUAUUAAUUAUAAUUGAAA